This is a messenger RNA of Anolis sagrei ordinatus, 6029 nucleotides long. RefSeq names its product 6-phosphofructo-2-kinase/fructose-2,6-biphosphatase 2 (gene PFKFB2). Gene Ontology annotation, cellular component: cytosol. NCBI's taxonomy places the organism in Eukaryota, Metazoa, Chordata, Lepidosauria, Squamata, Anolidae. Gene Ontology annotation, molecular function: 6-phosphofructo-2-kinase activity; fructose-2,6-bisphosphate 2-phosphatase activity; ATP binding. Gene Ontology annotation, biological process: fructose metabolic process; fructose 2,6-bisphosphate metabolic process. The record is from RefSeq and is a predicted model, not a curated record.
UAGGAAGCUGGAGCUGACAAAGGGAGCUCAUCCACGCUCUGAGGAAGCUCCCUAUGAACAAACCUUGCUAUGGAUGAGUCGGAAGCGACUUCGAGGGACGACACAAAAGCCAACGAAGAUCUCAUUGGUAUGGAAUUCUGAGAGCUGUAGUUUGGUGGAGGAGGCUGAAGCCCUUGCAAAACUGUAACUCCCAGAAGUCCCCACUGCAGGGAAGCGUUCCUUCCGUGGUGUGGAUGCACCCAGAGGCGGGGAAUGCUCAGAGGUGACUUUGAAACACAACCUGGAGCAGAGAUCCCUUUGGAUGGGCAAAGAGAGACCUUCCUUUGGGCUUCCUUUUAAGGAGGGAGGCAUCCAUCCAUGCCUUGCGCUUCCCUGUCGCCUUGACCUUGAUUCCCCCCGUGGCUUCCGCAUCCCUUCCUCCUCGGCUGCCGCCCACCCGAGACUGAGUCGUCAGUGGAAGCGCGUCAGAGGCAGGAGGCGGCUGCGGUGCAUGUGCUUUCUCCUCUUCUCGCUGGGAAGGAAGCGGAGCCUUUCAUAACGCUGCGUUUCCCCCAGAAGGAGCCCUGCUGCCCCACCGCCAGCGACCCUCUUGGCAUCCAUGUCUGGGGAGGCGACCCCAAUGACCCAGGAGCUCAAUGGCAAUAGUUGGAGCCAGGGAGGCAAGCCUGCCCACCUACGGGUCUCCGAGAAGAAAGGCUCAUGGGCCUCUUAUAUGACCAACUCCCCUACUCUGAUUGUAAUGAUUGGCCUUCCUGCAAGGGGCAAGACCUAUGUGUCCAAGAAAUUAACUCGCUACCUCAACUGGAUUGGAGUGCCUACCAAAGUGUUUAAUUUAGGUGUGUACCGCCGUGAAGCAGUAAGAUCAUAUAAAUCAUAUGAUUUCUUCAGACAUGAUAAUGCCGAAGCGAUGAAGAUUCGAAAACAGUGUGCCUUGGUGGCUCUUGAGGAUGUGAAAGCUUAUCUCAUGGAGGAGUCUGGCCAGAUUGCUGUCUUUGAUGCAACAAACACAACCCGGGAGAGGCGGGACAUGAUUUUAAAUUUUGCUAAAGAAAAUUCUUUUAAGGUAUUUUUUGUGGAGUCUGUCUGUGAUGACCCAGAAGUCAUUGCUGCUAAUAUAUUGGAAGUGAAGGUCUCCAGCCCUGACUACCCAGAAAGAAACCGAGAGAAUGUGAUGGAUGACUUCCUGAAGCGAAUAGAGUGCUACAAAGUCACUUACCAACCUCUGGAUCCAGUUGAUUAUGACAAAGACCGUUCUUUUAUUAAGGUGAUCAAUGUAGGACAGCGCUUUCUUGUCAACCGUGUCCAGGAUUACAUCCAAAGUAAAAUAGUCUAUUACCUCAUGAAUAUUCAUGUUCAGCCACGCACCAUCUAUCUUUGUAGACAUGGUGAAAGUGAGUGCAACCUUGUCAGCAAGAUUGGGGGAGAUUCAGGUCUGUCAACUCGAGGAAAGCAGUUUGCACAAGAACUGAAAAAGUUCCUCAAAGAGCAGGAGAUAGUGGAUCUGAAGGUUUGGACCAGCCAGCUGAAACGAACAAUCCAGACAGCAGAGGCUUUGGGAGUACCAUAUGAACAAUGGAAGAUAUUGAAUGAGAUAGAUGCUGGAGUAUGUGAAGAAAUGACCUAUGAAGAAAUUCAAAGAAAAUAUCCAGAGGAAUUUGCACUUCGGGACCAAGACAAAUACCUUUAUCGCUACCCUGGAGGAGAAUCUUAUCAAGAUUUGGUCCAACGCUUGGAACCUGUGAUCAUGGAGUUGGAACGUCAGGGCAAUGUCCUAGUUAUUGCUCACCAGGCAGUUAUAAGGUGCUUAUUGGCAUAUUUCCUUGAUAAAAGUGCAGAUGAAUUGCCCUAUUUGAGGUGCCCUCUUCACACCAUCUUAAAACUCACACCAGUUGCUUAUGGAUGCAAAUUAGAAAUGAUUUCCCUGAAUGUUGAAGCUGUAGAUACACACCGAGACAAGCCAUCCACAACGAACAACCUUCCAAAGAGUCAAAACCCUAUAAGGAUGAGAAGGAACAGCUUCACACCACUAGCCAGUCCGGAUACAGUAAAGCGUCCUCGCAAUUACAGUGUUGGGAGCAAGCCUCUCAAUCCAGCAGGAUCGCUGCUGUUCCUGGAGGCUCGAGAUGGGGCUGGUCGCGAAAAGCUGCAAGAGAGUGUUCAGCUUCAAGCGGGAAGUGCUUGCCUCUAAAACAGCUGGUCUAGCGGUAUAGAAACAUGCCAUUGUUUCCUGGAAAAUCAUCAUGGAAGUCUCAGAAAAUUACCUUGGACUGGAAAAUUGCCUUCAUUUGAUCAAAAGCUUGCGUAUUUAAUGAAGUUUUUGCUGAUACGUUCUCAGGAGGGUUUUAAAAAUGGUGGAUAACCUAAUUUAUUGGACCAAUGCCAUGUUUUACAAUAUCACUACAAAAACUAAAGAAUGACAUCAUGGUAAAUAACUUCAGGAGAUGAAGCUGGAGUAAGCUUGCUUCAAAUUUUGAAAUUCUAAAAAAUGUGCUUACUUUAUCAAAACAUAAGGCAUAUUUAUGUUACAGAUUUAACGCUUGUGUCAAGCCCAUUUAAAUGUCAGGGCUCCCAACUUAGAAACCCAGCAGGAAGUACAGUUCCCUGGGGAAAAUGAGAUCUCAAUCAACCCACUAUUAACAAUCCUACAAAAAAAACCUUUUGAGGAAAGCUUAUAAAACAAAUUUAUGUUUGUUGUAUGGGUUUGUGCAAAUGUUUGACCAGUCUAGAUUGAGCUGAUGACCUUCCGAAAGAGUUUCCGAGAUGUACAUGAAUAGAGCCUGUUGCCUUUUUAUGACAUUGCUAAUUCAUUGUUAGUUUCCUCUUGCUCCUUCCGUCUUUUCCAUUUUUCUCUGUUGCCAUGUCAAUAAUACCAUUCAUGCUAGAUACCAAUUUGCAAUGUAGGGAUUGUCCAGAAUGUUCAUGAAGUGAGUGUUAAACAUUAUUGCCAGCCUUACUCUUAAAUUUGUGUAAUGCACUACUUGCAAUAUUGCUCAACACCCUCAUCAAAUCUAUUAUUUUUCCUUUGUUUGGUGGAAAAUCUGAUAUACUUCUGAAGAUUUAUUUCAAGAAUAUUAAUCAUGAAUUCAUUGUCUUCAGUGUUGUUCCUGUGCAAAUUACAAGGGAGUUCUAGGAACAAAGGCAAAAUUGAUUUCACUUUGCCACAUUUAUCUUCAUGGCCAUAGGUUCUUGUAUUUAGGCCACAAGGAGUAUGAUGUGGAGCUGAAAAUUAUUUAGGACAUGUAUAAUUCCCUCCUAUUUGUAUGUUCACCUCUAGAGUUUUCUUGAAUUCUGAUAUGACAUGGCCCACCGUAUAUUCAGAUGUAAUGCAGGUGAUGUCUUUUGUGCCAGAAUUUUGUGAAGGAAUAUAACAUAUAUUUAUAUAGAGCGUAUUUAAACAGAUAGAUGAUUUGUAUUAAUUUAAAUUUUUAGAUUUUUUUUUUGCUGAUCAAGCCCAUCAAAAUUGUAGUAUUACAUAUGAAUAUAUUAUUCAUGAAUUUUUGAAAGUAAGUGUACAUUGAAAGCAAAAAUAAUGGAGACUAACCCUUGGAGGUGGAGGACGAGUGACUCCAAGAGCACAUCAUAAUCACAUUCCAUUCUGAAGUUACCUAAUAUAUAAUUCCAGCAUAGAAAUUAGGAUUUUAUGUGUUUCUAUGUGAUUAGAAUUGCACACAUUGCAUCUACGCACAACAUGCUGCUCUUACCUUUUGCACAAUUUAAUGAAUUAAUGUUUCUCAUGAUGAGCCCUUGUUCUCAUCAAAAGUGAAAUAUUUUGUAUGUGAUGACCUAUGAAUGUGAUUGCUUACUUAAGAGUGGCUCUGUCUUUUUAAUUGACAAGCACUACUUCUGUAAUGCAAGUAUCUUUUAAAUGCGGGUGAUAUGUUCUGAAUUUGAUAGCACACUCCAAUGUGUCAUCAAAAGAUGGCUAUGCUGCUUUCUGGUCAGGGAUCUUUGAAUGACUUAUUUUGUAUAAUAAAUUCUUGCGCCAUUGUGAGUGAUGUGUUGUUGCCUUAAACAGAGAAUACAAUGUAUUUUUAUAUCAUUGUUAAGUGUUAAGUUAAUACUUUGCUUAUCAUGGUUUUUUGGUCAGUGCCUGAAUAGUAAAAUAUGUGUAUAGGUAUGUCUUGCUGUGUGUGUCUAUAGAGAUAAACUUUUGAUAUAUCUAUAGAUAUAUACUGUAGAUCUAUAGCUAUAUCUCUCCUAUAUCUCUAAAUAUACAGAUACAUAAAAUAAAAUAACUAUGUAGGUAGGAUUACCUUGUUUGAAAAGCCAAAAAAAACAGGACAUAUUUACCAACUGGUUGCUUCAAACCUCCAAUCAUUAUGACAGCUCUAACUUCAAAUACUUUUAAGUACAGAAAUUGUAACUUCAAUAUGUCCUGGAAAAGGAUAACAUAUGGUAACCCUAUUAAGAAAUAAAUACAUUGGCCCAAUCAAAUGUUUUGUGACUUACUCAAGGACAUUAUUUGGACAAAGUUCUUCCUAGUGCUGUCUUCUUUCCAGUCAACAAGGAAGCAGUCCAAUCCAAUUCUAACUUAUCUCUCACAGUAGAUUUAGGAGUUUCCUGUUGCAAGUUAUCUUAUGCUAACAAUUAGGAGAACCGUAUGAUUGUUCUGACUUUUUCUCCUUAAUGAAUUUUAUGUGGUAAGAAAAAAGACAGAAAAACUGGAAAAUGGAUGGGGUACAAGUAAAGGACACCAUCUUCAAAAGCUGCUGUAAAAGCCAAUGGAUUAAAGAUAAUAGUGGUAUGAUAAAGACAUUGUCUAUAACCAUUCUUUUGUUUCCAUUUCUGUCAAAGCAGUGAGCCCCAGCAGUCUUCAUAAUACCCCUGGUGCCCCGUAUAAUCAUAUUUCUCACAGUUUGUCUUACCAAUAAGACUUAAACUUAAGCUCCCUUAAUUCCAUUGACAAACCACACAAUCCCAUUCAAAAUUAUAAUUAAAAUACGACUCCUGUAUUUGCAGGAUCAGGUCUCAUAAUUUAAUUCAUCCAUGUCCAACAAAAUAGGUCUUCUCUAGGCAUUUUCUAGAGAGGACAUGUAGUACUCUUGGAUGGAAGUCCUUCAUUUGGAUAAGGCUCACUGUUUAGUGCAGUGGUUCUCAGCCUGUGGGCACCCAGGUCUCUUGGCCUACAACUCCCAGAAAUCCCAAUCAGUUUACCAGCUGUUAGGAUUUCUGGGAGUUGAAGGCCAAAACAUCUGGGGACCCACAGGUUAAGACAUGUCCAAGAACAUGUCUCCCAUGAAUAUAGGGAUUGUACUUCUGAAUUCCAUCUGACAAACCUCCAUCAGCUACAAAGGGAGAUAAAAUAGCCAUCAAGUUAAGACAUUUUCCUUGAAGCAAUCAAACCAUGUAAAAGAGAGAUUAGUAUCUGAUGAAACCAGAUUAUUUAUUUAUUUAUUUAUUGUGCUUUAGCAAUGGCUUAAUUUUUCUUAUGCUGUGCCAUUUGAUGUGCUGCCAAAGUACAAAUAUGGUAGUUUCUAAUAGGAAAAUAAGGGUAAAUUAGAUUAAGACUCUGGGAAUGACUGGCUUAACUGUUAGGGAUAACAGGGAAAGCAAUUAAUCUAAGCAAAGUCAGUCAGCCAUUCAACUAUUGCUUUGCUUGUACUGGACUAGCAUUUGUAUGUGAUAGUUAUCUCUGCAGACAGCAGUAGAUCUAUUUUAGAUGCAAUAUUAAAAUGAGCUAAUACUUAGCACUGAAGUGCAGUUGUUGCACUGUUUCAUACUUUAGUAAGUAAAAGCAUGCCGGUUUUGUCCUUGGACAUUUUAAUGACUGAAAUAUUCCAAAUAUGCCCAUAUUUUUGUGCAUGUGUGCAAUCUGACAUAAUAGUAGCCUCGGGUAAAAAAUUUAGAGGUUGCAUGUGAUCUUUCAAUUAAUUCUGUCUUUGAAAGAGUGGUCAACACAAAGCAGAAUUUCUCAUUUGUUGGAUUUUCAAGUAGAACAAGUACAAUGUGGCUUUGCAAUCUCCUCUUCUUAGAUAUUUGCAUAAAUGCUUAGGAUUACUUGAAAACAAUAAAGCUUUCCAUUGAUGUAA